CCGGAAGUGCCGCGGUUGCUAGGCUGCAGGUUGCUAGGCAGCGGCGUCGCGUCUCACUUGGGCCUUGCCCGGCUCCCAGGCAUGGGGGACUCGGAGGGCGAGGUUUUGCGGGGGACCUUCCCCAGCCUCAUGGCGGAAGGGACGAUGCUGAGCCGGCGCGGGGAGCUUGCCAAGGCUCUGACUUGCUACACCUACGCCCUGCAACUCCAGCCAGGUGACAGGAACUGCCUUGUUGCCCGUUCAAAAUGUUACCUGAGACUUGGAGAUACAGAAAAUGCCUUGAAGGAUGCAGAAGCCUCCCUGGCAGCUGACAAAGGGUUUACUAAGGGCCUAUACCAGAAAGCAGAAGCAUUGUACACUAUGGGGGAUUUUGAAUUUGCGUUGGUCUAUUACCAUCGAGGCCACAAGAUCCGCCCAGAGUUGCCACAAUUCAGGCUGGGCAUUCAAAAAUCCCAGGAGGCAAUUGAAAAUUCCGUUGGAAGCCCUUCUUCUGUGAAACUGGAGAACAGAGCAGACCUCUUCUUUCUGAGUCGCCAGGCAGAGAGUAAAAGAGCAAAACAGAAGCUUCAGGUCAAAUUUCCUAAGAAGGAUGCAAAGUACCUAGGCAGACAGGAGCCUGUGAGGAAUGAGAAAACCGAACGGCAGCUGCUGGGGGAGCUCUACGUUGACAAGGCUUUUCUGGAGAAAUUGCUCAAGGAUGAAGACUUGACCAAAAGCACCACGAAGCAAGGGGUGACUGUUGGACGCCUGAUCCAGGAAGGGCUUUCCUACCUCGAUAACCCGCACAGAUUUCUGGCAGCAGCAGAAACCUAUCUACGCCCGGAUGCAAGGACCGCAAAGCUCAUGCUUAAGAGAUGGACAAGAGGAUGCAAACAGCGCGAGCCAUCCGAGGUGGCCAGAUACAUACUUAAAGAGCAUGUGUUGACUAGCGGCAGCCCUGAAAGAAGCUGCCAGAAAGCUGAACAAGUGCUGAAAAAGAUCCAAGGCUGGUCUGACGAAGAGAUCCCUAACAGGAGCGAACUGGUUGGAAACCUCUACAGCUGCAUUGGAAAUGCUCAGAUUGAGAUGGGGAACAUGGCAGCAGCUUUGCAGAGCCACCAGGUGGAUCUGGACAUUGCAAAAGAAAAGAUUUCUAGCACCACUGGCUAUUCCCAGUCUCAGCUUGCAUGUGGCUACAGCUCCCUGAUGGACACAGAGAACAACUUCAAGCAUUACAAAACUCAGGAGCCACCAGUGAUUUUAUGCCCUGCAAUGCCACGCCCCCAGGGAUCAGGCUCCAGCUCCAGCUCCCAGGAUGUAGGACCAAAGGACAUCCAGGCCGUUCCUGGUUGCCAUCCAUCGCGCCUCUUCCCCACUGCCCCUUCUCCGUGCGGGCAUGGCUCCAUCUCGGCCAUCUUUGGCGCAGAAGCAGCAGCCAAAGUUUCCUUUCCUUAA
Molecule: messenger RNA, 1434 nt
Organism: Podarcis muralis (Common wall lizard)
Lineage: Eukaryota; Metazoa; Chordata; Lepidosauria; Squamata; Lacertidae
Source: RefSeq, a predicted model, not a curated record